Messenger RNA from Auanema sp. JU1783, 1590 nucleotides. The record is from the annotation of a GenBank genome assembly. NCBI's taxonomy places the organism in Eukaryota, Metazoa, Nematoda, Chromadorea, Rhabditida, Rhabditidae.
AUGAACUUCUUCAAACGAAAGUUCUCAUUCACGGAUGAUGAAGGUGAUUCUGAUAUCACCACUGUAGCUUUCGAUGAUCCAGUGGGACCAUCUCCCCCAUCAGCGUUUUCAUUCCAAUCUAUAGCAAACAAAGUAUCCAGUACUAUAAGUGCUCCCACAUCGCCUGCACGGACUGGAGAAUCAUUAGUUGCAGCCUUGGAAAAGGCUCUUCAAGAUCGUUCUCGCGGUUAUCCUGUUAUGGGACCAGAUGCUAAAAUAUUAUUAGUUAUUGAUAAUCCUAUAGUGGAUUGGAGUAAAUACUUUCGUAAUCCAAAUGAGCCCCCCGUACGUGUUGAGCAGGCCGAUUUCUCAGAAAUAGACAUGAUGUGUACUGAACAUAGUUGCUUGAUAGAAAUCAACCAGCCCGAAAGAGACAAGAGAUCAUUCUGCCCAGACGCUUGUUUCAUCGGCUGUGGAGCAACUAAAUCUAGCCGAUCUAAAACAAUAUUACGAGCACUAAUUGCUGCCAAUAUUCCUUUCCUAAACACGCACUCGUCUAUGGUAGCAUUUAUGGAUAGAAACAAUUUGAAAAAGCAAUUAAGAAAAAUUCAUUACACUGAUGGAACGAAAAUACCGUUUCUUCCUAGUGUGCACUACCCCCAUUUUCAAAAAUUUCAUCCAACAACGAGUUUUCCUGCAGUAGUUUCAGUAAAUGAAGGUUAUCAAGGAUAUGGAAAAAUGAAAAUUAACACAAAAGAAGAACUGCUGGAUGUCGAAGGUCUUUUUCAGCUGUUAGGUAAAGGUGAUACAGAGGUUGAGGUUGAGCCAUAUGUUGAUCUCAAAUACGAUUUGCACGUUCAAAAAAUUGGAGAAGAUUAUAAAACUUUCAUCCGAAGAAGCAUUUCACAUAACUGGAAAAGCAAUGUUGGUUCUUCAAUUCUCGAGCAAAUUCCAACAUCGGAGAGACAUAAGCAAUACAUCCAAGCCAUAUGCCAACAUGUAGGUCACAUGAAUGUGUGCUCCAUAGACGUUCUAAUAUCAAAGGAAGGUUUUGAAUAUGUUCAUGCUAUCAAUGAUUGUUUAGUAUAUUAUGGUGAGAGUCAAGAGCACGACCGCAGAACUCUUUGUACUAUUGUUAAAACUAUUUUGCAAAGGAAUAUGAAAACGUAUCAUCAUCAUCUAUCUAGAGAACAAAGCUUGGAAGCAAAUAAUAAAACAACUGCUAAGAGACACCCUGUUUCCCAAAGUACAUCGGAUAUGCAACUGUCCCGACCACCGACUCAACGGAUCAACGAGCCAUCAACGGAGCAAAAUGCACGUACUCCCUCAAAUCACAAUGUUACUUCACAUCAUUCACAUACUCAUAACCAAGGUCAUACUUCUAGUCAAUUGCCAAACCAACUUCAGAGGUCACCACAACGUAUAGUAGUCGCUAAUCACAAUUCAUUACAUGGAAAGACUGUAGCCCCACAUCGCCAAAUCUCCAUUGAAGAUCCUAUUUCCUCCGCUACGACCACAACUGGCAGUGAUUCAUCAUAUAGCUCAUUAGCUGAUGACACAAUGAGUCAGUUAAAGCGGACGUUUGCUGGAAUCUUCGGUGAUGUCAACUAG